AGAGAGCACAAGCCCCUAACCUCUCUCUCUCUCUCUCUCUCUCUUUCUAUCUCUCUCUCUGUUUGCGCGCGUCGUCCCCAACCUCGCUAAUUUCGACCUAGGGGUGUUGGAGGAGGGAUUAGGCGAUGGAUCAGAAGAGGAAGGAGCUAUUCCGAGCGAAGCUGAGAGAAUCCGCGCAGAAGCGGGAGAAGCGCAUCGAUUCACCUCUUGUAAGGUAUAAUGAAUUCGAUCAGGCUGUUUGCAAAGUGUGCAAUUUCACUUUGAAAUCUGAAUCACAUUGGCCUGCGCACCAGGUCUCGCGAAAGCAUCAUGAGGCUAUUGAGAAGUUAAGAGCUGCCGCUGCUGCUUCUGGAGUGGCUCGUGGCAAUAGUGUAAAUCAGGAACAACCAACAGAGGUGCAGAAGACAAGGCCAUCUUCGACGCUACCUGCAGAUUUUUUCGAGAAUAAAGAUUCAAAAAAGCAAAAGAUUGAUGCUAGCGCUGAAGAAAGGGCCCGAUUUGCCAGCUCACAAGUUGAGCCUAGAAGUCAAGAAGUAUCUCCAUCUUCAAGCAGCUUGUUGGAACGGACCCACUCUGUGACAAAGACAAAUGAGCUUGCUGGUGUUUAUACUAAAGAAACGCAAGGACCUCAAAACAGACCCACUACCAAACUGGGUGAGACAUCAAGAAAGACAGACGGUAAGGAAGCCAAGCAGGGCAGGGGAUCUCUUCCCGAGACUUUCUUUGAUGGCACGAAUAGAAGUGAAAAUCAAAAUGCUAAACUGCUUAAGCAAACAGCAGUAGAAGACGUUAGUUCUGAAAGAAUGCCGCUGAAGAAUGCUCUUCCUGACGGCUUCUUUGAUAAGCAGUUUGACCAGGCUAAUGAAGCAUCAAGUUCAGCCAACGCUGUGGAAGCUAAGCAAGUUAAAGGAGCACUUCCAGAAGGCUUUUUUGAUAACAAAGAUGCGGAUCUCCGUGCCCGUGGCAUUAAACCUGUGAAAAUUGACGUCGAUGAUGCAUACAAAGAAUUCGAAAAGGAAAUUCAGGACAACUUGCGGGAAGUUGAUGAUCGGCUUGAAGAAGAAGAGAUUGGUGCUGCUGAGGAGAGGGAGGAAUAUUUGAUCCUAGAACAAAGGGAAUAUAGGGAGAAUGUGGAUAUGGUGAAGCAGAAGCUCGUGGAGGUAAAAGCUGCGAAGAUUGCAAGAGCUAAGCAAAAGCCUGCGGUUGUUACUAAGGAAUUGAGUGAUGAAUCCUCGAGUGAUGAAGGUGACGACGAUGAUGAGAUUUUCUCUAUGGACUGGAGAGCGCAGCAUUUGUAGAAGCAAUGUAAGGUGAUGCACAACUAUGGUUGCUGCUUUCUUCGUUUGGACGCUGUUUCUCAUACUUGUUGCUGGCCAUUUUAUUGUUUGGAAAAGUGAACACGAGAUUUAGCUUUUGUAAUAAUCAUAUUGCCCAUUACAAAUGUUUAUAGAGAGUGUUAAGAGUGUUAGCGUUAAUGUCGUAGUGGAUGGAGAUGGAAGGAUUUGCACCGAUGGAGCUUCCUCUGAAGUGUUAGUUGAGUAAAGUUGCUCGAAGUAGGAUAACAGUUUUUGUAAUUCAAAUUUAGAGAACAGCUUUUUAUUGUAGCAAAAACGUAGUUCAAAUUACAGCUUCUAA
Messenger RNA from Ananas comosus (pineapple), 1635 nucleotides. RefSeq names its product zinc finger protein 830. Bases 126 to 1298 code for a protein of 390 amino acids. Gene Ontology annotation, cellular component: spliceosomal complex; nucleus. The transcript has 9 exons. Gene Ontology annotation, molecular function: zinc ion binding; nucleic acid binding. The record is from RefSeq and is a predicted model, not a curated record. Gene Ontology annotation, biological process: mitotic DNA damage checkpoint signaling; nuclear DNA replication; mitotic DNA replication checkpoint signaling. Lineage: Eukaryota; Viridiplantae; Streptophyta; Magnoliopsida; Poales; Bromeliaceae.